Molecule: messenger RNA, 315 nt
Organism: Ascochyta rabiei
Lineage: Eukaryota; Fungi; Ascomycota; Dothideomycetes; Pleosporales; Didymellaceae
Exons: 1
Coding region: 1-315 (104 amino acids)
Source: RefSeq, a predicted model, not a curated record
AUGAUGGAUCAACUGUCGAAAGCGAAGGUCUUCACUAAGCUGGAUCUACGUGACGCCUAUCACAGGCUCCAGAUCAAGGAGGGCGAUGAGUGGAAGACCGCGUUCAAGACGCGAUACGGUCAUUUCAAAUACCUGGUUAUGCCGUUCGGGCUGGCUAACGCACCAGCCAUGUUCCAAUCCUAUAUCUACCGAGCCCUAGGAGGCUUACUAGAUAGGAUCUGCGUGGUGUACCUAGACAACAUCCUUAUCUAUUCCCAGAACGAGGAGGACCACAACAAGCACGUUGAGGAGGUCCUAGAUCGUCUGGUUGAGUAG